Osmia bicornis bicornis is the source of this 853-nucleotide messenger RNA. Its product is annotated as NADH-quinone oxidoreductase subunit B 2-like. Gene Ontology annotation, molecular function: 4 iron, 4 sulfur cluster binding; NADH dehydrogenase (ubiquinone) activity; quinone binding. Gene Ontology annotation, biological process: aerobic respiration; electron transport coupled proton transport; mitochondrial respiratory chain complex I assembly. The record is from RefSeq and is a predicted model, not a curated record. The transcript is spliced from 3 exons. The coding region runs from base 84 to 758 and encodes 224 amino acids. NCBI's taxonomy places the organism in Eukaryota, Metazoa, Arthropoda, Insecta, Hymenoptera, Megachilidae.
UUGAAUAGCUUCCAAUACUUAAGCGCGCAGAAGCGCAGUGUAGCAGACAACUCCGUGACGUGAGUUGUGUUGUAGGGUGAAAAAUGUUCCGUUCAAUCAUGUUUUCACCCACCAUCAAUCAGGGACUUGCAUCCCUGAUACGCAAUAACAUAGCUUUGUCUGGAUCCCCUGGAUCUUUAGUAUGUCAAGCCAAACAAAUAACCACAGAUGUAGCAGCACAACAAAAUCAAGUUUCUGUACCAGGAAAAGUUGAGAAAGAACCUUACAGCCCUUUUCAAAAUACCAGUAACAUGGCAGAAUAUGCAGUGGCAAGAUUGGAUGAUCUCUUAAAUUGGGGCCGUAAAGGAUCCAUAUGGCCACUGACAUUUGGUCUGGCAUGUUGUGCUGUAGAAAUGAUGCACAUUGCUGCUCCCAGAUACGAUAUGGACAGAUAUGGAGUUGUAUUCAGAGCAUCUCCAAGGCAAGCUGAUGUUAUUAUAGUUGCUGGUACUUUAACAAAUAAAAUGGCUCCAGCAUUGAGAAGGAUAUAUGAUCAAAUGCCUGAACCACGAUGGGUCAUUUCAAUGGGAAGCUGUGCCAAUGGUGGUGGUUAUUAUCAUUACAGUUAUUCUGUUGUUAGGGGUUGUGAUAGAAUUAUACCUGUGGAUAUAUACGUGCCAGGAUGUCCCCCAACUGCAGAGGCUCUGAUGUAUGGUAUUCUUCAGUUGCAGAAGAAAGUCAAACGUAUGCAAACUGUACAAGCAUGGUAUAGAAAGUAAUCUAAAUAUACCUGAUAAUUGUAGCAAUUUAUAUACAAAUGUUGAUGUUAUAAGAUUAAAUGUAAUUAAAGUGGAAAUGAAUUUAUGAACUAUUA